GACGAAGAAUGCUGCUUUUCGCAGGAGAGUUUGCUGAGUCUGGUGGCGCCGGAACUCAGCUCGCUGAUCAAUUGCUGGUUGGCGGCAUUGCGUGAUUCCGCGCUUCUCUCCCUUCCACCUGAGUUCAAAUCACAAUUGCCACCAAAAGGUGGAGCAUAUUACACUGCUGAAUGUGCUGACAAUGUCCCAGAGGACAAAAAGAGAGACACUCAUUUCCAUGUGAUGCUUGGAAUAUGCAUUGAAACGUUAUGCUCUAAUCGUACAACUUCCGAGGACACGCUUACUGUCCAGCUAUGUCUACGAUCACUUAAAAACCUUCUGGCUUGCAACUGGUCGCGACUUCUGUUGAUGAGAAAUGUGCGGUUACCAAUCGAAGUGGUGAAUGUGCUCUACAGGUUUGAACUGAUUUGUUAUAGCUGUAAUAAAUCCACAAUACCAAUUGGUGCUCAGGCUGUAAACUUGAGCAGAAGACUGGCAGUGACCAGCAUAAGGUUUGAACUAAUUUGUUAUAGUUGUAAUAAAUGCACGAUACCAAUUGGUGCUCAGGCUGUAAACUUGAGCAGAAGACUGGCAGUGACCAGCAUAAGGCUUAUUUUAACACGGGACAAUUUACGAACUCAGCAGCUUUGUGCAGAUGUUGUAAUAACUGUUCUGGAUGCAGCACAGUAUUCAAUCGCGAUCCAUAGGACUGAAAAAGACAUUGAAAAUGGCAACUCCGAAGACAGGGGAAGCUACAGGGGAGCGGAAGGUACCGCAGAUGGCCUUCAGCCUGCCAGUUCGUUGGCCUUUGCUGUCUUGGAGGUUGCUCUGUGCCUUUUGGUGAGGCAGGCUAACGAGGAUUUGCAGAUCCCUCAAAUUAAUACAGCGCUGAUGAGGAGCAAAUCAGCAGCGCCGUUCCAUUACAGGAGAUAUUCUCGGCUUCCAGUUGAAUCCAACGAUCUCAUCAAAAUGGGUCUUGUCAUUCUCACGCGUAUUCCAAUGCUGUGCUGUCCAGAUGGUGUCAUUGUUGUAUUACCGAGCAUCCUUUACUUGGUUCUGGGCGUUUUGCAUGAAUCCUCUCUUCUCGAUAAGGCUCUCAGAUCAUUGCUGUCGAAGGCACCAAGUGAUGAGACAUUUCCAAAAUGGGUGUCAGUGAUGAAAAGCGCUCUCGUUUCACUUCUUAAUAUGGCCGAAGACGGCAAAACUGACAGUGCAGUGAUGAUGUUGGCUGUUGCGGUAUUUGUUACGUCAUCGCCACGUCAGGUAGUUGUCGGCAGCAGUGGUCUUUUCACAAGAAUCUGCAAAAUGUUCCAUACGUGCAUGGAAAACGAGCAUAAACAGGUUGUGGCGAAGUGCUUGCAAAGCGUUGCUUCUAUAUUUGGUCGCCGCGAAGUGUGUUAUCCAUUCAUCAGAGAGCUUGUCCCGAAAAUACUGAAUAGGAUCCGUCCAUUAGUAGCGGUUCUUCCCAGUGGAACUUCAGCAGUCUCGAAAUCCGAUGAAGAUGUAAUUAUCAUACAGGAAGCAAUGCGUGCUUUGGAAAUGGCGCUUUCUGUUGCUGAGCCAAAAAAACGAUUAGCAAUUGUGAAUUUGAUUGUGCAGCUGCUGGGAGCAUUUUUAUGUGAAGAGGCAGCUACACAUUACAGACAUCUGUCGGCACCAGCUCGUCGGUUGCACGACUAUGCAUUGCAUAGGCUGAAUGCAAUUGGUCCCACUCAUCCUAAAGAAUUCAAGAGAGUUCUACACUCGUUUCCUGCUCUGAAACUGAAGAUUGAAGCUUCGAUAAGGCAUCAGAGCGGCCGUGUGGUCGCAGCUCAGCAGGCGCAGCGUGCCAGUACUGCUCGAAAAUGUGAACAAUUGCCAGCACCAGUUCCUAAACCCGCUGCUAUUAAAUUGAAAGUGGAUUUUAGCACUUUUGGCUCAAACUAG
Messenger RNA from Gongylonema pulchrum, 1905 nucleotides. The record is from the annotation of a GenBank genome assembly. NCBI's taxonomy places the organism in Eukaryota, Metazoa, Nematoda, Chromadorea, Rhabditida, Gongylonematidae.